AUAUAACCUGGUGGUUGCCUAGAUUUCUUUACUUGAUAGUAAAUGACGUUUGUUGCUAAGAAGUGAUUAGGGUUGAUUAGCUUAUACAACAAUUUGUUAACGUUUCACAUUUGAAUAACAUACGGUUCACGCACAUCAGGAACAAUGUUGAAGGCGGUGAUAUUAAUCGGUGGCCCUCAAAAAGGCACUAGAUUUCGUCCAUUAUCUUUGGACAUCCCCAAGCCACUAUUCCCAGUAGCUGGAUUACCUUUAAUCCAACACCACAUUGAAGCUUGUGUUACCAUUGAAGCCCUGCAAGAGAUCCUUUUGAUUGGAUAUUACCCAGUUUCACAAAUCCAGCCAUUCGUCAAUGAAAUGCAACAGAGAUAUGAUGUCAAUAUUAAGUAUCUGCAAGAAUACACUGCAUUGGGAACAGCUGGGGGGAUAUAUCAUUUCAGGGAUCAAAUCCGUUUGGGAAAUCCUGACGCGUUCUUCCUGAUGAACGGCGAUAUAUGUGCAGAUUUUACGUUGGAAGCUCUGUACGUUUCCCACAAGUCUAAAGGGACCAAAGCUUUGGUGACGAUUAUGGGGACUGAGGCAACAAAACAACAGUCUCUUAAUUAUGGCUGUAUGGUGACAAAUAAGGAUACAGAUGAAAUUACUCAUUACGUGGAGAAGCCGAGCUCCUACGUAUCCGCACUAAUCAAUUGCGGAGUUUACUGCGUUUCCUUAGAUAUCUUCCAAGUGAUUGGCGAAGCUUUCCAUUCCAAAGAACAAGAUUAUUACAAGGGAAAUGGUAAUGCCAAUAAGGAAGCAGGUUAUAUACAGUUGGAACAGGAAAUCUUGGCACCUUUAGCAGCAACUGGUAAAAUGUUUGCUUAUCAAGUGCAAAGCUGGUGGGCUCAAAUUAAAACAGCGUGUGCUGCGAUCUACGCCAAUAAACAUUAUUUGGAAUUGUACAAAUCCAAGCAUCCAGAACGGCUGUCCCAAUCCAUCACCGAAGUAGGAGAGAGUGGAGAUGCCAAAUGCAACAUCAUCUCGGACGUUUAUAUACAUCCGUCGGCUUCGAUUCAUUCUACAGCAGUUUUGGGGCCAAACGUGAGCGUAGGUCCCGACGUUACCAUCGGCCCAGGCGUUCGUAUCAGAGAAAGCAUCAUAUUGGGACACGCGACCAUCGAGAAUAAUAGUCUGAUACUGCACAGCAUCAUUGGGCACAAUUGCAGGGUGGGACGAUGGGCGCGCAUCGAAGGCACACCCUCGGAUCCCGAUCCCAACAAGCCGUUCGCGAAAAUGGAAAACCCUGCGUUGUUCAACAACGAGGGUCGUCUGAAUCCUUCCAUCACCAUCUUAGGAUGCUAUGUUACGGUUCCAUCCGAGAUGAUUCUGCUGAAUUCCAUCGUGUUACCAAACAAAGAGCUGAAUCGCAGUUUUAAAAACGAAAUUAUAUUAUAAACUCUAUAUAUUUCUCUCUUUUUUUUUAAAAACAUGAUUUCUGUAAAAUGGUUUAUUAAACAGUUGCAUUAAGACGA
Molecule: messenger RNA, 1508 nt
Organism: Nicrophorus vespilloides
Lineage: Eukaryota; Metazoa; Arthropoda; Insecta; Coleoptera; Silphidae
Gene: Gmppa
Product: mannose-1-phosphate guanyltransferase alpha-A
Exons: 8
Coding region: 145-1431 (428 amino acids)
Biological process (GO): biosynthetic process
Cellular component (GO): cytoplasm
Source: RefSeq, a predicted model, not a curated record